Molecule: messenger RNA, 1134 nt
Organism: Penicillium cataractarum
Lineage: Eukaryota; Fungi; Ascomycota; Eurotiomycetes; Eurotiales; Aspergillaceae
Product: carbon-nitrogen hydrolase family protein
Exons: 4
Coding region: 1-1134 (377 amino acids)
Biological process (GO): cyanide catabolic process
Molecular function (GO): cyanide hydratase activity
Source: RefSeq, a predicted model, not a curated record
AUGGCUCCUAUUCUGAAGAAAUACAAGGCCGCAGCAGUCAACGCUGAGCCCGGAUGGUUCAACCUCGAAGAAUCCGUCCGGCGCACCAUCCACUGGAUUGACGAGGCCGGUAAGGCUGGUUGCAAGUUCAUUGCAUUCCCUGAGCUUUGGAUCCCUGGCUACCCGUACUGGGCCUGGAAGGUCAACUACCAGGAGAGCCUGCCACUUCUGAAGAAGUAUCGCGAGAACAGUCUCCCUUCUGAUUCGGAAGAAAUGCGCCGUAUCCGCGAGGCAGCCCGAAACAACAAGAUAUUCGUCUCUCUCGGAUACUCUGAGGUCGAUCUUGCCAGCUUGUAUACCACUCAGAUCAUGAUCAAUCCAGCAGGAGAUAUUAUCAACCAUCGCCGCAAGAUCAAGGCCACCCAUGUUGAGCGCCUGGUCUUUGGUGAUGGCACUGGCGAUACUACCGAGUCGGUCAUGGAUACCGAGAUCGGUCGCAUCGGACACCUGAACUGCUGGGAGAACAUGAACCCAUUUUUGAAGGCAUAUGCCGCCUCUCUCGGGGAACAGGUCCAUGUUACAGCCUGGCCUUUGUAUCCCGGAAAAGAGACCCUCAAGUACCCGGAUCCUUACACUAACAUCGCCGAGGCGAAUGCCGACGUGAGUUUCCCAGACCGAACCGUGACUGUGAAUGGAGAUCUCAUUACUGACAAGACUGUCCAGCUUGUGACUCCUGCGUACGCGAUCGAGACAGGAGCCUUCACUCUCGCGCCUUGGCAAACCAUCACUACGGAGGGUAUCAAACUCAACACUCCACCCGGAAAGGAGCUCGAGGACCCCAACAUCUAUAAUGGAAAUGGCCGUAUUUUUGGUCCUGAUGGCCAGAAUCUCGUUCCUCAUCCAGAAAAGGACUUCCAAGGUCUGCUCUUUGUUGACAUUGAUCUUGAUGAAAUUCAUCUCACCAAGUCUUUGGCCGAUUUUGGCGGACACUACAUGAGACCAGACCUGAUCCGCCUCUUAGUGGAUACUAACCGCAAGGACCUCAUUGUUCACGAAGACCGUGUCAACGGAGGCGUUAUUUACCAAAAGACUGUGGACCGUGUAGGACUCUCUAAGCCCUUGGGUGGCACAACCGAAGAGACCACCAGUGAGUGA